UCGUGCUGGAGUCAUAGUCAUCUUUGACAAUGACACGAGCCAGACCGCGUGCGCAAUGAAUACAGCCUAGUUUCACGCGCACUGUCUCCGUAUGUGUCUCUACCUCUGCUUCUCUCUGUUACUAACGACGAAGAUUGAAAACUCAGCGUGAGAUAAUGAGUUGGAAAAACAGUUCGAAUUUGACCGGGAACUACACCAACCAGUUUGCGCAGCCCGCUUGGCAAGUGGCGAUAUGGUCGGUUGCGUACAGUAUAGUGCUUAUAGUGUCAGUAUUUGGAAAUGUAAUCGUUAUAUGGAUCAUUCUCGCGCACAAACGGAUGCGGACCGUCACCAACUACUUCUUGCUUAACCUGGCUCUCGCGGACGUGUCCAUGGCGACGUUCAACACGCUCGUGAACUUUGUGUACGCCGCGCAUGGUGACUGGUACUUCGGCCGCGCGUACUGCAAGUUCCACAACUUCUUCCCGGUAACGGCAAUGUUUGCCAGCAUCCAUACAAUGACAGCCAUCUCCGUAGACCGGUACAUGGCUAUCAUCAACCCUCUGAAGCCACGCCUCUCGGCAACGGUAACCGUGGCGGUGAUGGUGUGUAUCUGGGCGGUGGCGGGGGCGCUGGCGUCUCCGCUGUGUGUGUACUCCACCACGGUGACGCAGCCACACAGAACAGUCUGCUACACCGCCUGGCCACGGGGAGCUGAGCAUGCACUGCUGUACCACGUGCUGGUGCUGGUGCUGGUGUAUGUGCUGCCCCUGCUGGUGAUGGGGGUGACCUACAGCCUGGUGGGCAGGAGGCUGUGGGGCGGGGUCAUCCCUGGGGACUCUGCUGGCCUCCACUCUGACCAGCUGCACGCCAAGAGGAAGGUUGUGAAGAUGAUGAUCAUUGUGGUGUUGACGUUCUCUGUGUGCUGGCUGCCGUACCACCUGUACUUCCUGGUAGUUGGUCUCCGUAGAGACCUGACCAGGAGGAGGUCGGUGCAGCAGGUGUACCUGUCGGUCGUCUGGACGGCCAUGAGCUCUGCUAUGUACAACCCUGUCAUCUACUGCUGCCUCAACCACCGGUUCCGUGCAGGGUUUAAAUGUGUGCUACGCUGGUGUCCCUGCAUCUCUCUCUCGGAGCACGACAGGAUGGAACUGCGUUCCGCCCGUUGCCACACCAACCGCCAGAGCAGCAUGUACGUUACCAGGAUGGAGUCAUGUGACCCCGGCGACCGCCGCAGGAAGAGCUCCGCUUCCAGUCGCCAUGGCAGCCUGACCAGCGGGCUGUAUCACCAUGGCAAUAGGCUGGUCACCACAGGUGUUGGUCUCCAUGGCAACGCCGGUGCCACUACACCAGCAAACCAUGGCAACCACAGAGCCUCGGCCUCUUACCUGGAAGUCACCUGAGGGUUUAAACACACAAACUCACA
This is a messenger RNA of Osmerus eperlanus (European smelt), 1405 nucleotides long. Its product is annotated as neuromedin-K receptor-like. The record is from RefSeq and is a predicted model, not a curated record. Gene Ontology annotation, cellular component: plasma membrane; sperm midpiece. Gene Ontology annotation, molecular function: tachykinin receptor activity. Lineage: Eukaryota; Metazoa; Chordata; Actinopteri; Osmeriformes; Osmeridae. Gene Ontology annotation, biological process: G protein-coupled receptor signaling pathway; positive regulation of flagellated sperm motility. The transcript has 5 exons. The coding region runs from base 156 to 1382 and encodes 408 amino acids.